Tripterygium wilfordii is the source of this 2073-nucleotide messenger RNA. RefSeq names its product 5-amino-6-(5-phospho-D-ribitylamino)uracil phosphatase, chloroplastic-like. The record is from RefSeq and is a predicted model, not a curated record. The transcript has a single exon. NCBI's taxonomy places the organism in Eukaryota, Viridiplantae, Streptophyta, Magnoliopsida, Celastrales, Celastraceae. Bases 654 to 1802 code for a protein of 382 amino acids.
AGUUCUCCAAAGGAACUAUAAGCCACAGAAAUAAAAAUAAAAAUAAAGAGAAGAAAAUACGAAAGCACGUCUUCUUCUCUUCUUCUUCAAGAAUCAACAAGAAAGAGAGAGAUUCAUACCAAUCCUUUCCGCGAAGAAUCUAGCUCCUUGUCUCUUUUUCAAUCAUCUCAGCUGUUCAAUCUUUAAUCAACGCUUGAUUCCAUUCCAGGUUCUUCGUUAUCCUUUCGUCCCUGUAUAUACAAACCUCUAAUUAGGAUUUUAUUGGUCAAAAAUCAAAAUCGUUGGCCGGUAUAUACUUUGUUCUACUAUCUGGGUUUCGGUUUGCUUUACUUUUCCUUGAAAGUUGGGGCUUUUGAUUGGCGGGGUUUUCUGGGUUAUACCUGGUUUGGCUUGAAAGGGAUACUUAUGGUGGUUUCUUGGUGAUAAAGUUGGGGGUUUGUGGUAAGAAUACUGGUUUUGUUCUUCAUCUUUCAUCGGUUCUUGUUUGGAAUUUGGUGUAUGUAUAUUGAGUUUGAUUAUCUCUUGCGAUUGGGCUUUUAGAUAUUAAUAUAGGCCAAAUUGGGCUGGUUGUGUUCCACAACUCCAAGAGACAGGAUAGAGAAAAUUGAAUUAGUUGUAAGUUGAAUUUCUAGUUGCUGUUGUCACGUUUAAACAUGUUGGGCUCAAUUGCCACGACAUUACUUAUUGGGUAUGGGCCACUGUGUGGUGGGAUUCCUUCUAGGAAUGCGACUUGCAAGAAGAAAUCUUUGGAUAGUUGUGGGUUCCUUUUAACAGAAUUAAUAGGCAGAAAAAUUGUUUCUCCUCUGCAUUCUGUACCUAGACUGAAAGUCAAGGUAGUGAAUGCUCUUAGAGUCAAGGCUCUUGCUACGGAGCUGACAAAGGAAGCCUAUUCAUCUAGAGAGGAAGAUCAAAUACGCCAAAGUUGGAACUACCAGAUUGACACUGAUGCGGGUGUUGAUCGAAAACCAGGGUUGUGGCCAACAGAGAACAAAGCAGAUGACCCAUCAUUACAUAAUCCAUUGCUUCGACAAGAAAGGAUGGGUUGUGGUUGGUUAGGUGCCAUAUUUGAAUGGGAAGGAGUUAUUGUUGAAGAAAAUCCUGAUCUUGAGAAGCAAGCAUGGCUGGCUCUUUCCCAAGAAGAAGGAAAAUCCUCUCCUCCCACUUUCAUUUUGAAACGAAUAGAGGGCAUGAAGAACGAGCAGGCAAUUUCUGAAGUUCUUUGCUGGUCAAGAGACCCAGUGCAGGUGAGAAAAAUGGCUGCUCGGAAGGAAGAAAUUUAUCAAGCUUUGCAAGGUGGAAUAUACAGUCUACGAACUGGGUCUCAGGAGUUUGUGAAUGUUCUGAUGCAUUACAAAAUACCAAUGGCGCUAGUUUCUACUCGCCCUCGAAAGACUCUUGAAACUGCAAUUGGGUCGAUUGGAAUUGAAGAGUACUUCAGUGCAAUUGUUGCAGCAGAGGAUGUUCAUAGGGGAAAGCCUGAUCCAGAGAUGUUUAGUUAUGCAGCGCAGCUUCUAAAAUUUAUACCUGAACGCUGUAUUGUGUUUGGGAACUCUAAUCAAACAGUGGAGGCUGCCCAUGAUGCGCGUAUGAAAUGCGUAGCUGUUGCUAGCAAGCAUCCUGUGUAUGAGCUUGGGGCGGCAGACCUGGUGGUCAGGCGUUUAAAUGAGCUUUCUGUGGUUGAUCUGAAGAACCUUGCUGACAUCGAAACAACUGAAUUUGGGUCUGGAGAGCCAGAGUUGGAGCUAGAGGAGGAGGAAGAUAACCCAUCAAUCGCUGUGGGAGUUGAUGACAAUUUCUGGUGACGAUCACAAUCUGUACAGUCUUACUUGUGCUUCAUCAAAUUCUUUGUGAUAAUAAUCUGUAUUGGCUUUCGUAGUAUUAUUGUGAGCCAUUUGAUCCCUGCUUUGUACAACAUGAAAAGAAGAAGAAGGGAGGGGUAGAUUUUAUAGAGAAGGAAAAGGCCAGUCCACAUUGGACUGUGAUGGACCUGAUGGUGUUAUCAUGUAUGUAAAUGUGUAAAUACAGAUAAAUGAAUAUCCGAGUACCCAUUUGGUGUUGCUUUUCUUGCAUAAA